AUUGACGAAAAGAAAAGAAAAGAAAAGCCAGAAAAGGGAGAUGUGAGAGAGAAGCCCAUAUACGUACCCCCGCCUGACUUGUUCAUCUCUCCUCCCCCGAUCUCCCCUUUCCCCUCAAUUCCUUCUCAAUCCCUUUCAAUUCCCCCCAAUUCCAAUUCCUUCAAACCCCAAUUUCAAUCUCCGAUUCAAUUCAACUCCCGACCGCGUCUCCGUCGCCGGGAACCGGUGGAAAGUAAUUCAAGUUGAUUUUGGAGUGGUUCAGAAGUUGCUGAGCCAGGGAGUGAGAAACUAAUGUUAAGCCCCGGGAGCAAUGUAAGACGGGGUAAUGCAGCACAGUCGUCAGCGAUGCCUCCUCUGCCCCAGUGUUUGCCGUUGGAGCCGAUUAUGUUAGGUAAUCAGAAAUGCACACGGUCGGGAGAGCUUAGAAGAGUUCUCGGAUUUCCUCUUGGGAGUACAUCGGAGGACCAUUCUUUCGGGGUUUCCAAUCCUAAGCCUCCACCUUCGGUGGCGACAGAGGAGUUAAAGAACUUCAAAGAGAGCGUGCAAGAUGCCUCUAGGAAGUCCAGGGACAGAGCAAAAAUGCUGCGGGAAUCCAUAUUCAAAUUGGAUAAGUAUAGAGAUGCUUUGAGCUCAAAGAAGCGACAACGAAGUGAUCUUUCAUCGGGUGAGAGGCCAAAUGGAGUAAGUGGCUUAGUGAAACUGGGAAGUCAAAUUCCUAAAAAUCCUCAUGGAAUUAUGACUCAAAGACUAGAAGACAGAGCCAAGGGUGUUGGGGUUAGUAAACGUGUCCGUACGUCAGUGGCUGAUGUGCAGGCAGAAGCUAGGUCAGCUGCCACCUCUAGGCAGAAAGUAGUCACAGACAAGGACGAAAACAUGCUUCAGGCUGUUGGUGGGGCAUCUGUUCGGAUUGAAGAAAAGAGCCAUGGACUGCCUUCUGGAGGUGAAGGGUUGGAUCAGAAAACAAAAAAGAAACGUUCUGUGGGAGCAGUGAGCAAUAGGGUUAUGGGUGGUGAACAGGAUGUCACGAGAGCUGCUCAUCCAAAGCUGAGUGGUGAUUCUAAGUUGCGAUGUUGUGAUUCUAAUAUUUUCAGAUUAAAAUCCUCUCCUGGAGUUAGUGGAAACAACAAGUCGGAUGGGUCUAUAGAGUGUAAUAAUUUUAGUCUCUCUACUGUACUCAAGAAUGAGCCAGAAAGUGACCGUUCAGCUGUAUUAGAGCCGAAGGUUGUGUUGAAAGCAAACCAUAAGAUAAAGGUUCAAGAGGAUAACUCCGCAGGCAGUACUCUGAUAAAAGGAAAGGUCUCUAGGGCACCACGCUCAGGUUCCAGCAUGAGUGUAGACUCGACUACUGUUCCCCCUUUAUCUGGAGUUCUUCAGGCAUGGGAGCAGCAUACUUGUCAAAACAAAAUCCAAGCAGCAAGUGGGAUAAAUAGUCCGAAGCACGCAAUGCCUAACGGUUCUUCUUUAGCUAUGGCCCAGUGGGUUGGUCAGAGAACACAUAAAACCUCCCGCGCAAGGAGGACAAAUCUCGUCUCUCCUGUAUCAAACAAUGGUGAGGCUCAGAUUUGCAAUCAAGGCGUUGCAACUUCUGAUUUUCAUGCUAGAACUUCUUCUGUUGGGACCAAUGGAGCACAACUAGCCAGCAGUUUAGAUAAUCAUAUCCCUAAAUGUAAAAAGGAACUUCAAAACGCUUCAUCUCCGUAUGGGUUGACCGGAAAUGAAGAUCUGGGAGCUGGUGAAAGCAAGUGGAAAGAUAAGGGGACGAACAGCAGUGACAUUGCCAUAGCCACAGAUCAAAAGGGUGGGGCAUAUUUAUCGCCCAUGAAGAGAAAUAAAUUACCAAAUAAUGAAUCAGGAGAUGGUGUGCGAAGACAAGGGAGAACUGGAAGGGGCCCAACUACGUUGUUGACAAGGCCUGGCAUUCCUCCAAUGAGGGUGAAAUCAGAGAACAUACCAACCAAAAAGCAUCUUGAAGACAUGAAGCGUGUGACUGAUAACAAUAAAAGUAAAAUAGGUCGUCCACCUCCGAAAAAGCAGAAAGAUCGCAAAGCCCUAACUCGUGUUCAGUCAAUAAGUUCAUCAGAUUUCACAGGUGAAUCUGAUGAUGAUCAUGAAGAACUGUAUUUGGCUGCCAGUUCUGCUCGCGAUGCUAGUAGCCUUGCAUGCUCUGGUCCAUUUUGGAAAAAAAUGGAAUCCAUUUUCGGUCCUCUCAGCCCAGAGGACAUAUCCUACUUGAAGCGGCAGCUAAGUCUUGCUGGGGAGCUUGAUGAUAGUUUGUCUUGGAUUCUUGGAGAUGAAAAUAAUGUUUCGGGUGCUCUUAGGCAUAGAGAAUUGCCUAAUUGUUCAGGGGAAAGACAAGGGCACAAUUUUAAUCAAGAUUCACUGAAGACUGGAUCUUUAUGUGAUAAAUUUGGCUUGAGAAGGUUGGAAAAGGUUACCCCGCUAUACCAAAGAGUUCUCUCUGCUCUGAUUCAAGAAGACGAAAGUGAAGAACUGUAUAACCACAGAGAAGGUAAAAGUAUGCACCUACAGUGUGCAAGUGAUGAUUCUCAUUGUGGCUCAUGUAACCAGAGCGACGUUGGACCCAAAGAUUGGGAAAGAAUAGAAUCAGAAGUUGAGUCGAAAGUAGACAUUCAGAGUCAGAAAAGUGGCUUGUUGGACAGACUUUCUUUUGAUAGAAGUGGUGGAACUAAUACAUUUAGGAAUAGAAGUCGGGAGCAGUGGCACGGAGAUGAUGAAUUUUCUCAUUCUGAUGCGGGGCAUACCUAUGACAUAUGUCCUGGUCAACUGCAACCUAGGGAUGCAAGUACUCCAACCUAUCCAACUUCUGAUUGCCAAUAUCAGUCGAUGUGCCUGGAGGAUAGGCUUCUUCUGGAGUUGCAGAGUAUUGGGUUAUAUCCAGAGACACCACCGGAUCUAACAAGUGGAGAAGAAGUUAUCAAUCAAGAUAUAAUAGAACUAGAGCAAGGGCUGCAUCAACAGAUCGGGCGGAAGAAGAAAAGCUUAGCGAAAAUUGAUAAAACUAUUCAGAAAGAAACAUCUGCAGAAAAACGGAAAAUUGAACUAGUUGCAAUGGACCAGCUUAUUGUAAUGGCCUACAGAAAACGAAUGGCAUGCCGUGGGUAUAAUGGUUCAAAAAGUGCUGUCCGUAAGGUUUCGAAACACGUUGCUAUGUCUUUUCUCAAGCGCACACUUGCUAGAUGUCGGAAACUUGAACAGAGGGGCAUUAGUUGCUUUAGUGAUCCCGUGCUACAGAAUGUCAUCUUUUCUUCACCUACAUGCAACAAUGUUGAAAAAUCUGUUGACUGUGUUGGCUCCGGAACUGCUAGUAAUACAUGCAAUGAAGUUCAUCAAGUCGAAGUCAGAGGAUCAGGUGCAGUUUCCAGUGGGUUUGGUAGAUAUGAUUCCCACAGUGAUAAUCUUUACAAGGGCUCAUCAGAGGCUCUUCAUGUUAUUGUCGACUCGUCUGCAGAAGAUUCUUCCAAGCAGGGAUCCAUGUUGAACUUGAAUAAAGACAAGGGCAAGAAGAGGGAAGUGCUGCUUAGUGAUAUUCUUGGUAGUGCUUCCUCAAGGAUAGCUUCAACCGUUGACAGCAUGAAUGAAGUAAAGGAAAAGAGAAGCGAGAGAGAUAAGGACCAAAUUAGAGAUCAUUUGAGAACCAGUGUUCAGGGUGGAGCUGGUGGUUCAUCUCUUGACAGCUCCCGAGGUGAACGCAAAAUAACAGGGAAGCCCCAGCAAAACAACAAUACUCAUGUAUCAAGUCACCCAGUGCCCAAUUCGAGUAAUAGAAAAGGUAGAGUAGGGCCACCAUUACCUGGUAAUACUCCCGCGCAUCCAUCUAAAGAGCCAGAGGUACCCAUUGAUUAUACGAAUUUGCCACUAGAUGAGUUUAAUUCGAUGGAUGAGCUAGGUCCCUCUCUUGAAAUUAAUGAAAAUCAAGAUCUCGGUUCAUGGCUGAACUUUGAUGACGAUGGCCUACAAGACCAUGACUGCAUUGGUCUUGAAAUACCGAUGGAUGAUCUCACAGGCUUGAGUAUGCUUAUCUGAGAUGGUACUAUGGCUACUGUCUGUCACCAUUGCCUGUGGUUGUAAAGGAUAUAACUUUCAUAUCAGGAUUGGUGCACACCGAUGAUCUAAUUGUGAUUAGUCUCUGCUUGUCAAGAUUUCUGGUCAUAUGCAGAAGCUUCUGCUGUAGAUAUGGAGUCAAUAUAUAGGGUAAUUGUUAGAACUGAAACUGCUACCAAGGCAGUAAUUGUUACUUUAGCAGAGAUGGUCCAAGCUUGAAAUCUGGAGAAUACCAAGGUUUUAAACAUCUCCGAAAUUGCUGAAAACUCUUGUAAUUUUUACUGUACCAAUAUUUAGCAGACUCCCAGAAUUUGAGUGUUAAGUUAGUUUGUUUACAAAAUUACAAGGUAACAUAGUUGAAAUUCUUUUAUAUAGGGAAUGUAUUCAAGUCAAAUUUCAACCAACAGUUCUCUACAUAAUUUAUACCCAGUUCAGUCC
Molecule: messenger RNA, 4500 nt
Organism: Fragaria vesca subsp. vesca
Lineage: Eukaryota; Viridiplantae; Streptophyta; Magnoliopsida; Rosales; Rosaceae
Exons: 16
Coding region: 292-4044 (1250 amino acids)
Source: RefSeq, a predicted model, not a curated record